ACAAAAAUACCACGGUAGCGAACCCUCUUUACCACGGUCUUGAGGUUAAAGUUGGUUUUAAAGACGCAGCAUUUGUAUAACAUAGUUGUGACAAAGCCUAUCUACGCAAUUCCUUUUGUGUUAUCGCCUGUAGGCUAUGUUAAAACAUAAGCCUACGCAACACCAGACAGAACGGUACGCAAAACAAUGGCUGGUGGUUGGCUGGCCUACAACUGUAUUGCGAAAAACAAGGAAGUGGACUUAAAUGAACGACAGUGUUUUUAAACUGGCUGGCUAAAUCUACGUUUCCACAUUAUUCGUAGUUUUAUUAAAAUACCCGCUCGAUCGAGCAAAUCUAUGUUUGUAUCGUGGCCAUAUGGCUUCCCACAGCCGCCUCUACCAGAGCACCAGCACAAUGGAAUGUGAGAUAAACGAACUUUCCUACCAUGUUGAUGCAAGUCACAAACAAGCCUGCAGUGACCUUGAGAAGGCCAGUCAAUUCAUCACAGAAGCAUUACAGAAUGAGUUUCAGCGAAACCUGGCUGUGCGCAUGUUAAUCCACCGUCUGGAAGACAGGGCAGCUGAGAAUGGAAGGAGCCUAUCAGAGCAGGUGGAGUCAAACCGGCAGCUGAAGCUCCAGGUGGAUGAACUACAGAAACAAAUUCAGAACAAAAACAAGUCAUUAGCACAAGCUAAACAGAGUAAUGCUAUCUUGAGGAAUGAAGUGAGGGAACUGCAACAGCAGCUGCAGAGCCACCAGGAUGGUCACCGGACGAUUCAGGAAGUGGCUGAGUGGCUGCAGGAUGGGGACCGCCAGCCCAAUGCUGUGAAAGAGGAGGGCGGUGUGCCGCAGAAUCGAGUUGUUGGAAUUAAAGAGGAAAAUAAUGCAGAUGAUGGAUAUCAGAAAUAUCAAUCUGAUGAAACUGACAACCCCACAGAACAGACCAACUCGUCAUCUGAAGACAUCAAAGCUGAGCUGCUGCAGGAAACAGAUCAGAGGGUAGACAUGUCUCCUGCAGCUAGCUCUGAGAUGAGCCAGGCUUCUCCAGAUCCAGUCAAGCCUUUGAGAUUAGCCGUGCAGUUGGUUGACAGCAGUGUAGAGCAACACCAACAGGCAACAACUAGCAAAGACAACAAAGAUGGAGAACAAUACAACACUGUUGCUGUUGGGAGGAAGCGGCCGUCAUCGUCGCUGUCGUCGUCGCCAUCAUCAAAGGCGAGCCGCCAGAGGUGGAAAGCCAAACGCGCAAGGCUUUCUGGAGAGGGGCUAACUCCCAGGGUGUCUUGCACUCACCACUCCGACAACUAUUCUAACUGCCAUGCCGACAAGCUGUCCGAAGAGGACGUGGCCUUCAAUUUCGCCACCAUGCACCAUGCGAGCCAGACGAAGGUGGAACAGGACAAACUGAUCCUGCGUCUGGCUACGGUUAGCAGCGUUCGUAGAAUAAGGGUCGCCCGUGAUGCCAGGAAGAGGCCUAGGGAUGUCUCCGCCAAAUACAGCCUGUUGUCCCACGCUCCACCUCACCACAGGAUUCUCGUCUGCAAGACAACAUUUAUAAGGGUCCUUGGAGUUAGUGGUGAAAGAGUCACUCGCAUGUUGAAAUACUUCAGGCUACAUGGAGAAGCAAGACCAGAACGCAGAGGUGGAAACAGGAACGCUGACAAGAAGUUGGCGAAGAGGCGGGCCAUAGCAGAGCACGUGUCCUCGUUCUUGUCCAAGGCCACGGACUACAGCGGCUGUGGCGGUGCACCUGGACGGAAGUACCUACCAUCGGACUUGUCUGUCACCAAAAUGCACCAGCUGUUCCUGCAGCAGACCCACAUGGACAUCAGAUACUCCCUGUAUCAUAAUGUCUUCUGCCACGAGUUCAACCUGGGAUUUGGGCGUCCAAGGGCAUCAGAUGCCUGUCUGAGUUCAAAGCCUGGAAGGAAAGAUCCCAACCCGAAUGAGAAAGAGGAGCAGACAGAUGAUGUGACUUUCAUGCUUAAUUAAUGUGUACAGUCAUGGGUAAGCAGUAAGGAUGUCAGGCUUGUAGACCAAGGGCUGCUUCUUUGCACGGCUAAGGCAUAAUUGACAUUGUGACACAACACUCCACAGUACACUACACUGUGCUUACUGCACACACAAUAAAAGACAGACUCUAUGACUCAGUGAGAUCUUUUGUUGGUUAUGAUUCUACUACUACUUUGGGAAGGGGAGGUGUGGUAUGUUGUGGUCCUCUUUAAAGACAAAAUGAAACUGGCACCUAAUACAGCACUAAAGUCGAACAAUACCAGACUUGCCGCACGAAUACACCGGCCGCGACAUGAGUGAGGCGAGCGACGGAAGUAAUUGACUUUGUAUUGAUUCGCACGACAAAAGUGAUUCACACUACUAGAGGCGAUUUGCACAACGAGAGUGACAGUUUGUAGUUGAAAAACUACCGAAACUAUCGAAAAAAUGUCGAACUGUAUGUCAAAUGUGAUACAAAUCGAAUUGUGAGUUGAAUGUAUCGUUACAACCCUAGUACAUAAAUAUGCCUGCCGGCUAAAGACAUGCCACAUGAAUUUUUUCUCUAGAUCGGGGUGUCAAACUCAUUUUGGUUCAGGGAAGCAUACAACCCUUGUCAUCUCAAGUGGGCCACACUAGUAACAUCAUCACGAAAAAAAAACUUAAACCAGAGGAUUAGUUUUCAAUACUAUCACCUUAUCUUUUCAGUGUGUUGAAUAUGUAGAAAGCAAUGCAAUACUGAUAGUCCUAUGCAGAAAAAAAUCAUUGAUUUCAUAAUUUCAGUGUCCUACACAAUUAGGGUUGCUAACUGUCAAUGAAUAAAAUAAAUGGUAUAGGUUUGAAUCCUUCCAUAUUGUUUAAAACCAAGUAAUGUCCCAGCUGCAGCUCUUGCGGCUGGACACUGGACUGCUGUGCCGCCGGCCUGGUUAUUUGCCGAUCUUUCCCUGUCUGUCUCCCAACUUGCUUCCUGUCUCUCCUCUAUUGUCAUAUCUCAUAGAAAAUAUAGGCUUAAUUGAUAAUAUGAUAUAGGCUUAAAAAGCUCAAAAAAUACUUUUGAAAAUACCAAAUAAUGUGAUGACGGUGACCCUUAUGAAUGCUGGAGAGCACACAAAUGCUUACACACACUCUGAUCCACUUUUUUUCCCUUGUGAUCACUUGUUUCACUUGUGAUCCACCUUUUUAUGGAUAUUUACCACCACCAUCAGUUUCCAAGUACUCAUUAUUAUUUCUAAGUAUUCAUAUUACUUGGAAAUUUACACUUUACACAUUUAUAGACGGAUCCUCGUGUCCGCCAUCUUAAAUUACCUGAAACCUAAAAACACUGUACUUAUGCCAGGCUUUGUUUAAUAACUGAGUAAAUAUUCAUAAAAAGGUCAAAUUUGUGAAUGGGCAGCAUACAUUGUGAAAAUUAACUACUGGAAUUGCUCACUAGACCUUUUAAAUUCUAGGAUUACACACAUGAUUAUAAUUAACCUGAGUGGAGGUUCUGUGCAUGUUCUAUCCAAAGCUAAUUCAUAAUUUUGCAAUUGACCAUGUUUGAAUGGUUAUUAUUAAUUAAAUAAUCAACGUAUGUGAUAUUCAGUGAUGAGACAUUUGUGUUUCCAAACAAUUUAAUAUGUUUGACUGUGUUAAGGUGGAUACAUUUCAUUUUUGGAAUGAUUUUAGACUUUUCCGUUAACUCUUAGCAAAAUAAUUUAAAAAAUAUCCUUGAUUGUCCAUGUCCACAGCAAAAUAAUCUUAAAUAUAUCAUUGAUUGUCAUGUCCAUGGUACUCAAAUAACUCAAGUAAUACUUUGAUUGCGGAUGCCCAAUACAAUGUCCAAUUCCAAACUUCCAACUUUACACAAAAUAAAUAUAUAUUGUUUCUCAAAGAAACACUUCACUUUAUUGCUUUUUUUGUUUUUCUUUCG
Engraulis encrasicolus (European anchovy) is the source of this 3878-nucleotide messenger RNA. RefSeq names its product zinc finger protein 135-like. The record is from RefSeq and is a predicted model, not a curated record. Gene Ontology annotation, molecular function: RNA polymerase II cis-regulatory region sequence-specific DNA binding; DNA-binding transcription factor activity, RNA polymerase II-specific. The coding region runs from base 356 to 1972 and encodes 538 amino acids. Gene Ontology annotation, cellular component: nucleus. Gene Ontology annotation, biological process: mitotic spindle assembly checkpoint signaling; regulation of transcription by RNA polymerase II. The transcript is spliced from 10 exons. Lineage: Eukaryota; Metazoa; Chordata; Actinopteri; Clupeiformes; Engraulidae.